AUGGGGUUUGUGUUUCCUGGAUGGCCUCAUUCUUACUGUUACUAUCACCUCAAACAGAAUUUGAUAUCGAAGUACCCGAAGUUAGGUUAUGGGAAAUUGCUCCAAGACCGUGUUAUCAAUUUAUUUAGUAGGUGCACAUAUGCUGUUACAGAGGAAGAGUUUACGGUAGCAAUGGAGGAGUUGGUGAUUGUUGGGAGUUCGAAAGUGAAGACAUUUAUAUCUGAUUUGUCUAGAGAUCACUAUGCGAACGCAUAUUUCAAAGGAAUGCGGUAUGGGGAGAUGGCAAAUAGUUUAGCGGAGUCAUUUAAUAAUUGGGUUGGUGUGUUUUGA
Molecule: messenger RNA, 330 nt
Organism: Prunus armeniaca (apricot)
Lineage: Eukaryota; Viridiplantae; Streptophyta; Magnoliopsida; Rosales; Rosaceae
Source: the annotation of a GenBank genome assembly